GAUGAAGUGAAGCUCCCGUCUAAACUGAGCAUCAGCAAGUCUCUGAAGGAGGGUGAAAAGCUAGAGAAGGAAGGUGAGGGCGAGGAGGUGCCUGCAGGUGAGGACCAUGCAGAGGAGGACCAUGUCCAGCUCUCCUCAGAUGAAGAGGUGGAGAUUGAAGAGAUUAUUGAAGAGUCACGGGCAGAGCGCAUCAAGAGGAGCGGCAUGAAAAGAGUGGAUGACUUUAAGAAGGCAUUCUCAAAGGAGAAGAUGGAGAAGACUAAGCUAAAGACCAAGGAAAACCUGGAGAAAACCCGCCACAACUUGGAGAAGACCCGCCAGAACCUGGAGAAGAGGAUGAACAAGCUGGGCACCAAGAUUGUGACUAAUGAAAGGAGAGAGAAGAUGAAGACCUCUCGGGACAAGCUGAGGAAGUCCUUCACCCCUGACCACACCAUCUACGCCAGGUCCAAGACGGCUGUCUACAAAGUGCCACCCUUCACUUUCCACGUCAAGAAAAUAAGAGAGGGGGAGGUGGAAGUGAAAGCCACGGAGCUGGUGGAGGUUGAUGGAGAGGAGGGAGAAAACUCGGAUCUGCUGCGUGGGGAGAGCCCCGAGACGCACACGCUGCUGGAGAUCACGGAGGAGUCGGACGCGGUACUGGUGGACAAGAGUGACAGCGAGUAGGACACGGGCUGCAGCGCGGAAGGGUUGUGGAGGACGGCUGAACACGGAACCAUUCACAUGUCAAGAUCUUCUCUCUGCCCUGGUGCCCCAGGGCAA
This is a messenger RNA of Antrostomus carolinensis (chuck-will's-widow), 762 nucleotides long. Its product is annotated as caveolae-associated protein 1. The transcript has a single exon. Gene Ontology annotation, biological process: transcription initiation at RNA polymerase I promoter; termination of RNA polymerase I transcription. Gene Ontology annotation, molecular function: rRNA primary transcript binding. Lineage: Eukaryota; Metazoa; Chordata; Aves; Caprimulgiformes; Caprimulgidae. The record is from RefSeq and is a predicted model, not a curated record. Gene Ontology annotation, cellular component: caveola; cytoplasm. The annotation marks the transcript as partial.